AUGGAGACUUUGUCAAGGCGAGAGGAGGAGGUGCUGCGCAAGUCACUCAAGUCAGAUGCUCUCAAAACCUGCGACCCCGUCGUCAGAGACUUUGCACAAUGUACAGAAGGCAGAACAGUGUCGAUCGUGUGGACUUGCCGCAAGCCAUUGAGAGCGAUGCAAGAUUGCUUGAGGAUACACAUGUCUCAAGAUGUCGUCGAUCAGGCCAAAGUGGACUUUCUCGCUCGUCGCAAAGCCAGUGCUCAAGGUGCUCAGCCCGUCAUCAGUCAAGCACAGAUGCCAUCAGCAUAG
Mixia osmundae IAM 14324 is the source of this 291-nucleotide messenger RNA. RefSeq lists its product as uncharacterized. NCBI's taxonomy places the organism in Eukaryota, Fungi, Basidiomycota, Mixiomycetes, Mixiales, Mixiaceae. The record is from RefSeq and is a predicted model, not a curated record. The coding region runs from base 1 to 291 and encodes 96 amino acids. The transcript has 3 exons. Gene Ontology annotation, cellular component: mitochondrion.